This is a messenger RNA of Scatophagus argus, 1795 nucleotides long. RefSeq names its product V-set and immunoglobulin domain containing 8b (gene vsig8b). The record is from RefSeq and is a predicted model, not a curated record. The transcript is spliced from 7 exons. NCBI's taxonomy places the organism in Eukaryota, Metazoa, Chordata, Actinopteri, Scatophagidae. The coding region runs from base 392 to 1468 and encodes 358 amino acids.
GUGGCCACACUUACUGCUGCUGAGUUUCACCUGAGAGCAGAGCGAGUCCUGAAUCACACUUCAUGUUCAGGUCUGUCAGAGCUACUCUCUUCUUUUCCGUUUGCUUUUCUUAGUGGUGAGUACUGGAGGGCGAAACAGCUCUGCUUGUUUCACUGCGACAUUCGCACUGAGUUGCGUUUAAACGGUAGAAGAAGAAGAAGAGCAGGAACUCGUCCGUUCCAAGGUGCACGUCAGGCUGGUGAUAAAGCACUGAAUGAGAGGUGGACGACGACCACACAGCAGAGCUUCACACUUUGAAGAAAUUAAAUUGGAGCUACUAGAGGACCAUCCACAGACAGCAGACAGUCGAAGAAACGACGUCUUCUGAGUAGUUUCUUCUCUCAGGGUUGCAAUGGAGCGUCUGUUCCUGAGGGUGGGGCUGAAGGGGGCUCUGCUGCUUCUGCUAGCAGUUCACCUGACAGAAGCGAUGAAGGUGACAUCCACAGGGCCACAGACCAUCCAAAAGGCGCUGGGGGAGACAGUCAACCUGGGGUGCACCUACACCCCGGACCCCCAAGACACAGGAGAGCUGGACAUUGAGUGGUCCGAGGUCAGCCCGGACAUGACGCAAAACGACCAGCUGAUCUUAUCCUACACAGGGGGAAAGAUGCACCAAUACGGCGACCCCAGCGUCUCCAGCAGGCUCAAGUUCACGGGGAACCCGACGCAGGGAGACGCCUCCAUCUCCCUCUCUGAUGCCAGGGUCUCAGACACGGGCACAUAUAAAUGUAAAGUCAAGAAGGCGCCUGGUGUCGACAUGAGAAAAGUCACUCUGGUGGUGAUGGUUCCCCCGUCGGUGCCAAAGUGUUGGGUGGAGGGCCCAGAGGAGAAAGGAGGCUCGGUCUCCCUGCGCUGCAAAUCCUCUCGGGGAUCCGGUCCUCUCAGCUACGGGUGGAGCAGGGAGACAGGAGGUGCAAUGCCGUCCACUGCCACCCAAGACUCACAGACUGGGGAGCUUUUGAUAAGCAACCACACAGACGCAAACGUUGGAAGUUACGUGUGUGAGGUGAAAAACGCUGUCGGCAAAGCACAGUGUAAAUACGCACUGCAUGCCUACAACCCUACCAACAAGGCGGGUGUCAUAGCUGGGGCGGUGAUAGGAGCUCUCCUCCUGCUGCUCCUCCUCCUGCUUCUCAUCUGGCUCCUGAUCUGCUGCUGCCGCAAGCGCCGUUAUGAGAAAGAGGUCGCAAAUGAAUUAAGGGAGGACGCCCAGGCCCCGGAGAGCAAACCCUCCAGCAGGAACUCCAGUUUCCGCUCAGUGGUGGGGUACCGCACCCACCACUCUCUGCACUACAGCUCUGUGAGGAACCACCUGCCCAGCGUCAGCGAAUCAGGCCACAGUCCCAUCUACACGGGAGGAAGUAACGGCACAUCGCAGCCCACCGCCGCUGCCCUCCAAUACGACCAUCAGUACGGAUACCCUGUGUAGUCUUUUUCAUUGUUCAUAAGAAACUCGGCCUUCUGAAGAAAAGACUUUUGUACAUAUUAAUCCAUGUAAAGCAUGUAUGAGACAAAUGGUGCGACGCAUUUUAUUUAACAGGACAAUAACGGGAGUGCUGGUGACAGACUCAGAGCUAAAACUGUAAACUGUAAAUAAGAUAAUCUUUUAAUGGUCCCACAGUGGGGAAAUUUGCAUUUGCAAAAUGUCAGAAAAUAUGUAUUUUCACUGGUGCUCUUUUCCUAUGAUGCGUAUGAAGCUCAAUCACAUUAUCACAUUUUUAAAACUUGUGUACAAUAAAACAUUUUUUAACUGAUA